Messenger RNA from Stylophora pistillata, 2885 nucleotides. RefSeq lists its product as uncharacterized. NCBI's taxonomy places the organism in Eukaryota, Metazoa, Cnidaria, Anthozoa, Scleractinia, Pocilloporidae. The record is from RefSeq and is a predicted model, not a curated record. Gene Ontology annotation, molecular function: protein binding.
GAAAAUCUUAACCAAAAUCUUAAUGACUUGAAUCAGCCAAGGGUUACGAUUUCCUUUCUAAUCAAUAACCACCCAGAUAAAAUGUCCGCGCCCUAGAAGCUCACAAAUCAUCAAUAGCGUGUACAAAGAAGCCAUUGUCUUUUUGACAGUUAAAAGUUUCCYAAAAGCCAAUCGAAUGAAAGUUCUAUCACUCUGAGAUAAAUAUACCAAGGUCGUGGCAGCCGUCCGUUCAAGCUCGAGAACUAAUCAGCACUCCAACGAAGAGAACAAGAAUACCAACAGUUUCAAUGGAUAAGUUCUUGGAACAUUUAGCACCAAAGGCUUUCACCAAUCUUCAUUUUGUGGCAGUGCUUUUGUGGAUCGUUAUCGGUGGAACCUUCCUCGCCGUAUUCGUCGACAUGGAUAUCAACGAGCCCAGGUUUGAUUUCCGCUGCCGUGGGGCGAAGAGUGAUAACAUCGAUUUCGUGCGUGGAAAAUGUUACGAGAAAUACAUAAUGGAGCACAACAGAUUCGAUAUCCCUAUCUAUAGCUUUGCAGUCAUUAAUUUCUCACUAAUCGUCGUUGUUUGUGUUAGUUACUCUAUAAUAGUAAGACAGAGAGUCGAUCAACUGCUUCGAAGCGCCCGUAAUGGUGAUCCUGAGAGUCAGCCGCUCGAACAAGAGAACGCAUCAUCAACUGGACGUAAACUUUUUAUCGCUUACCUCUGUCAAUUAUCCACAAGACUUGUCUUAAGAAUUAUAUUCAUCAUCCUACAAACUCAGCUGCUUUACCCUUUAAAGUUUUCGUCUGAUUUUAACUGUUAUUUAACCGCCGGAACCAAUCAGCUGAAAAAUUCAUCUGACACCCCCCGAAACUCUACCUUGCACGAAUGUCACAAUCAACGAGCGGCCAAGAAAACCUCCUGGAUGGACGCUGUCCUUUGGGUAAAUAUAAUUUUUUUCGCUGGUAUUCUGAUUGAAAGCGUCUACAUUUUGUCAAGGGCAUCGCUGAAUAGAAGUUUCAUGCAAGACUCAAAGUUUCUAAAAACCUAUCUAAAUUCCUACCUGAUAAAAUCUUACAAAAAAUUCAUCAAACGCAUGAGGGAUACAAUUACUGAAGAGACCCAAGAACUUUUAGAGCUCCAAUCACCUUUUUCAGAUAAUCCAGGCGAAAAAAUAACAGCGGUUAAACAUUUAACUAUGGAUCAGAUUUACACAAACCUUGUAUUGAUUCAGGACAGAGAUGAGUAUAAAUUUCCUAAAAACCGAGAGGAGCAACUCAAAGUUUACCCUUGGUCGCGCGACGAAACUUCAUGCCCAAAAAAACUGAAAGACCUCCUAAAUAAAGAUAGUAAUAAAGUUUUGAUCAUUGGUCGACCCGGAAUCGGUAAGACAUUCUAUUGUACCAAACUUAUCAGAGACUGGGCAUCUGGUGCCGAAAAACAUUUUGAUGCUGCUUUCUUCGUCAAAUUCAGACGAUUCGAUUCGGCCGACGAAUUAAGCCUCCGGGAACUUCUGAUGAAAUCCGAGUACUUUCCCACACAUCACCUGGAUGACGAAGUCUGUUGUCAACUUCUAGAGAACCCUAAAGAUGUUCUCAUACUCUUUGAUGGAUUCGAUGAAUUCAGACAUGAUCAACACAUGGAAUCCACUUAUCCCAGAGGCAUUGACGAGAAAAAGCCGCUCCAAAUCCUUUAUCAGGCACUUGUAAAGGGGAUACUUCUUAAGGGUGCUUCAGUGUUAACCACUACGAGACCUACGGCUUUGUCGAGCAUCAAAUACCUAUCCCAGUCCUUUGAUAAAACCUUGGAGGUUUUGGGGUUUUCUUGGGAACAAAUCAAAAAAUAUGUCGAGAACUUUGCCGGAAAGGACAAACAAACACGCCAAACACUAUGGCGACACAUCAGCAGCAACUUGAAUUUGCUUUCGCUCUGUUAUGUCCCGGUAAACAGCUUCAUCAUAUGCUCAAGUCUGUAUCCAAUAUUGCAGUCCAACAGUUCCGCUGGUGUUUCCCUCCCUUCCAGAUUAACAACCAUUUACAAGAUUGCAGUGAAAGUGUUUUACUUUAAACGCACGAGAGAAGUCCCCAAGAAAUAUUUGACUAGCGAACUCUUUGAAUCAGAUGAUUUGCCCGAUGAAGUGCCAGAGGAAUUCGAGAAACUAGGAAAAGUGGCGUUUGAUGGAAUUAAAGAAGGAAAGCUGAUCCUUGGUGAAAACGAAGUACGCGGAAUUGAAGACAGCGCUUUAUUUCACCGCCUACCAGACCAACGGCUUAACCACGGAUCGCUUAACCGCGAAAAACAAUUCUGUUUCAUUCAUCUCACAAUGCAAGAGUUUUUCGCUGCGUGGCACCUAACAAACAAGAUGAAUGAGACAGAAUUACCGACCUUUGUUUUCGAAAACAUCCAGGACGGCAAGUGGCAACUCGUGUUUCAGUUCCUAGCAGGACUAAUGGACGAUAAAGAAAACCAGCAAUUUGAGAUAUUCACCCACCUUUUUCCCGUGAAAACUGAAGAGAGCGAAAGCGAACGCUACAACGAAGACUGGCCAGAGAAUCAAGAGAAAACGAAAGUGACCUGCUGGCCGACUGAAAAUGGACGAGAAUUAGCAGUGACAUUGUUAAAAUGCAUAAACGAAACAAGUAAAAUGAACACAGCAGUGCAGAGAAAACUAGAACAAAGUAACUUUAAUUGUGUAGAUUUUAAUCAUUGUCACCUCACAGCUGUUGAUUGUUCUUCGUUAGUAAACGUAAUGGAGAAUGUGCGAGGAAUUUCACAUUUCGAUUUGAGUGGCAACAACACGGGGCCUUUAGCAGGUUUAGAGAUUUGUAAAUUGUUAAAAUGUAGUAAUUCUCAACUGAGCUGUAUUGGAGAUGACAGGAAACAGGGUGCUGGAUUUGAAAACUAA